AUGCCCACCAUGAUGGCCAUUCCUUAUUACGCCUCCAACAAUGCAGACAUGCUACUGGCUCAGUCCGAAGCGGGUCGCGAGAAUCUCGGGCGCGCAUACUACAAGGGCAUUGCCAAGUACUUUUCAUCGACCGCCACCAUCAUUCCGCUCCCUGUCAACUACCUGCACACCAUCAACCAAGGCGGCAACGUGGUUCGAGUCUGCUGGCGCCAACCUGACGACACCCAAGAGUCCACUGACGCUGCGACCGCGUUCAAGAUUUACCGGUCUACCGAUGGACGCGGAUGGGACGAUGGAGUUAUCGUCGCCGCUUUUACGUACCUUAACAGCUUGUGCUACGACGUUACAUCUCUGACAGUCGGGCAAGUCUACUUUUUCAAGGUUGCCGGUCUCAAUGCAGGAGGCGAAGCGUUGACCAAAUGGACGGCAGCGGCGCGCGUGACCGACCCUGCUGUUGGUGUCACUCGUCCGCCAAUUGUCAUCGUCGACUGCUUUGUCGAAGGCUUUGUGCACACUUCUACCAACAUCGAGGGUCGGUACACGCGGGAGUAUGUGGUCGAGCACGCCCUGUCGAUUGCUGGAGCCGGUUACUCGUUUGAUUCUGCAUCUGCAGACAUCUUUUCUGAGUCCCAAUGGGUUACCACCCACCUAGCAAUGUACAAGGCGGUUGUCUGGGCGUCGGGUGAUACGGCCGCCAACAUCAAUGUCUUCCCUGCUGUUGCGCAAACCGCCAUCAACUCGUGGAUUGCAGGUGCCUCCUCUGCAAGCCCUCGCUCGCUUUUCGUCAGUGGCUCGAAUGUCGCUGCUGGCCUUAGUGCUGCGGGCAGUACCAGCCUCACCUUCCUCAACAGUCAACUCAAGUCCACCUUUGUCAACGCCAAUGCAAACACUUUCGUUGUUCGCCCGAACGCUGGAUUCACCAUGAGCGGCACUGUGGGCUUCAACAGCAUUGUGGUGCUUGGGAACCCAUACGCUGUCAGCUCGCCGGAUCAGAUCGGCACAGCAGGCACAGGAACAGCGGCGCUGUACUACGGCCCUUCGUCUGGGACGAAUGUCGCUGGUGUCAGCUCACGCAGCACGGCAGGAUAUUAUGCUUCCUUCUUGCUCGGCUUCCCUUUUGAAACGAUCAACUCGCGAGACGAGCGCGACAAGUUGAUGGCUUCGAUCCUGUCCACCAUCAUGUUUGCAGCUCCUGACUUGCCCUUGGCGCUGCCGUCCGUCAGCUCGGCUGCCAGCAUGGCCACGCAAGCUUCUGUUGCUUCCCGAAGCUCUGCUUCGAUUGCAACCACCGUGUCUGCAAGCGUUGCCUCAAUUGCUUCGAUUGCAUCCACAGUCUCCGCCACAGUUGCUUCGGCAUCGUCUGCAUCAGUUGCCUCAGAAUCGUCUGCAUCAGUUGCCUCAGAGUCGUCUGCAUCAAUUGCCUCAGCAUCAUCAGCGUCAAUCGCCUCGGCAUCGUCAGCGUCGGAAGCGUCGGAAGCGUCCCGUGCCUCAGCUUCUGCCUCUGUGGCCUCCGAAGCGUCAGCGUCAGCCACUCAAACCCCGCAAUACUCGUGCCACGUUGAAUGUCAAGGCGGCUGCACUGGCCCAGCGGACACGGAAUGCGUCUCCUGCGUGCACUUCAAGUUUGGCGCCCGAUGCGUCGCCUCCUGCCCGAUCGACUAUGCAAGCAAGGCUGAUCAUGUUUGCGCGCCCGUCCCCAAUGAUUCCUUGCCCAUCGGAGCGAUUGCUGGCGGUGCUGGCGGCGGUGUCGUCCUGCUGUUGCUUCUUUUGCUCAUCCUGCUUCUUGUCGUUCGUCGCCGUCGCAGCAAACCUGCGCCGAACGCCGAAGCCCCUGCCCCGCAGUCCACGAUGCUCUUUGCCAACCCGCUGCUCGAUCAUGGCGCUGAAAUGGAUGGCGUCUAUGAUACGCUGAAUGCCCCUGGGCCCGCCAGAAUCAGCAGCCCCGACUAUGAGAAAGCGAUGCUCGCGGCGGAGUACGAGGCACCGCACCAUCCUGGUCAGGAACAGGAGAGUACUUACGAUACACUCGGAGCCAGCGGAAUGGCUCCGUUGCCACCACCGACUGUUAGCGGCAUUACGUAUGCCAGCAUCUCUGCGGCUGAUAAUUGAAAUGAGAUCUGAUUGUAGGCGUUUUGUCCGGUCGUGGCAGCAAAUGAUCAUGCUUUGGUGCUGUGUGCUUCGACCACAUUGUGUGAUGCAUUGGUCGUGAUAAAAAUCCAGAUCCAU
Molecule: messenger RNA, 2226 nt
Organism: Capsaspora owczarzaki ATCC 30864
Lineage: Eukaryota; Filasterea; Ministeriida; Capsasporidae
Exons: 2
Coding region: 1-2109 (702 amino acids)
Molecular function (GO): protein binding
Source: RefSeq, a predicted model, not a curated record